UCAUUCCAAUUUGCGCUUUCUUUUUUCAUUAAUAAUGGUGUUAGGCUUAGGAAUCUUAUCUUAUUUUUUGCAAUCUAGAAAAAAUAAUCACUAGAGAUGUGGACGGGUAUAUCAUGGAUUGAGAGUUGGUUGACGGUUUACGACAAAUUAUCAGAUUUUUUGAAUAAAAUGGGGACAUAUAUUUUUUUAGUUUUAAGUUUGGGAAGCUGAUACCAUCCUUACAUGAAAAAUAGGAAGUAGAUUUUAAAAAAAUAAAUAAAUAAGUGCGUGCUGAGUCUGCGGACAGUUAGUCUUGAAUCUAGAGUCUAGACCAAUAAAAAACUAUGACAGAUCGACUGUGAUUAAAUUAAAUCAUAAGUCUCAAACAAGUGAUGUAUGGAUUCGUGCAAACUGCUGGCCAAUCAAUAAAGCAUCAAAAUUUACAAUAGAGAAUGAAGAAAAUAAAAAAUAAAAAAUAUCCUAAAAAUAGUAUAAUAUCUCUGACUUUAGACGAUGAAUCCUCGAUCCAAUGUUGAAAAUGAAAAAACCAAAUGUCUUGAACUUCCUGAGGAAAUUUUAGCUCGAUUUAAUGAUUAACGAAUCUGGAAAUGCAGUUUCACGCAAUAAUUGCUAUGUGAAUAAGUAAAAAUGGCUUUUAUUCUUUUCUCUCAAUGGUAUAUUCUCCAUUGAAAUAGACCUCUGUUUCAUGUGGCCUAAAAACAAGACUUCUCUCCACUUAAAUAACUGAGACAAGAAGUAAAUUCUAUAUUUUGGGUCUUUGUCCGCGUAGGAAGUGAGUACAAUAUCCUAACACAAGGUUUAUGAAUAUUGAAUCUAAUUGCAUUUUUGUUCAUGUUUACCACAUAAAUUCUGUUCUGCUAAGUGCUAAUGGGUUGGGGCAACUUAUGGUCUUGAAUUUUCAUCUCAAGUUUGUGGUCAACAUUUGAAAAAAAAAAUCAAUUAUUUCUCUUUUAGAAGGGAAAAACUUACAGUUGUUUUGAAUCCCAGGGAAUUGUAGGAAGUAGUUAGUUUUGGUCAACGGUUCAUGCUCCUGUUCUGUCUUCCAGCUUUGUAUUUCAGCAGGCCUCUUUCUCCCUCCUUAGCCUCUAGCCCCAAGAUAUCUUGAAACUCCAAAGUUUGUAGUGUCUUGUCUUCCACAAAUCCACCUCCACCAACCAAGAGCCCCUUCAAUUGUCUUAAUUGAUCCCAUCGUCUCUUUCAUUUGUAGAAGGGGAUAGCCGAAAGCCCUUUGUCUCCAUCAUUUAAUGUCAAACGGUGAAGACAGUGAGGGCUAUAGGUACUGGCUUCGAUGGCAAGUGCCUAUCUGUGCUUUGAUCCUCAUUGCCUCUGUCAAAACAGCCUCAAUGCACAUUGUAAAGGCCAAAACACAGCCCUUGUAUUACAAUCACUUGUGGAUUCCCUGUUGGAGAAAACUCAGUCCUGUGUGGCUUUUCUUGUGUAGAGCUUUCGCAUUCCUUUGCCUGGCUCGUAUGCAUUUUGAUAUUAUUGCCUUGGAUGGAGCCUUUUCUUUCUAUUUUUAUACUCAGUGGACUUUCACAUUAGUUAUGAUAUAUUUUGCGUUGGGGACAAUAAUAUCUGCACAUGGAUGUUGGCAGUACUUAAACAAUCCUCCGAUUGAAAAUGGGGAAAUGGCUGAGUUUCUGAGAAGGGAAUUGGAAGAGGGUAUGUCUACAAACACUAUUGCCUAUAAAGAGAAUGAAACAAAAGGUUCCAUCAGGUUGCAAAGUCAAUAUGUUGAAGAGGAGUUUAAACAAAGAGUAGGAUUCUGGGGUUACCUCAUGCAGAUUACCUAUCAGACGAGUGCAGGGGCUGUCAUCCUAACGGACAUCGUGUUUUGGUGUGUUAUUGUCCCAUUCUUAUCAAUUUCUCAUUUCAAGCUAAACAUGUUGAUGGGUUGCAUGCAUAGCCUGAACGCAGUUUUCCUUCUUUUGGAUACAGCGUUGAAUAAUCUUCCCUUUCCUUGGUUUAGAGUCGCAUAUUUUGUGCUCUGGAGCUGUGGCUACAUAAUUUUCCAAUGGGUCAUCCACGCUUGUGGUUUUACAUGGUGGCCAUACCCAUUUCUUGAGCUUAAUACCCCAUGGGCUCCCGUUUGGUAUUUGGGCUUGGCGGUAAUUCACAUACCCUGCUACGGAAUGUAUUCAUUAAUAGUGAAAGCAAAAAAUACGAUUCUUACCGGAUUCUUCCCUCGUGCAUUUUUGAGAGCAUAUUAGUUUGGUUGUCGUAGGAAAUUGCACAAAACUAGGAGUGGCUUGUUCACAUGUUUUGAUAAACAACAAUUUGGGUUUACACUAUACACAGGUUUUUCUUUUUCCCCUACAAGGGUUCUUGCAAAUGCUUCAAAUUGAACUUGUACUACUGGAAAUUUUGAAUGAUUUGUAUAGGAAAUUUCUAUAAGAUCACGUUAGUUUGACAAUGAAA
Molecule: messenger RNA, 2418 nt
Organism: Cajanus cajan (pigeon pea)
Lineage: Eukaryota; Viridiplantae; Streptophyta; Magnoliopsida; Fabales; Fabaceae
Source: RefSeq, a predicted model, not a curated record